Molecule: messenger RNA, 1126 nt
Organism: Cheilinus undulatus (humphead wrasse)
Lineage: Eukaryota; Metazoa; Chordata; Actinopteri; Labriformes; Labridae
Product: dehydrogenase/reductase SDR family member 11-like
Exons: 7
Coding region: 136-903 (255 amino acids)
Molecular function (GO): oxidoreductase activity
Source: RefSeq, a predicted model, not a curated record
GGAAGAGCGUAACAUUUUGACGUUUGCGUCCACGAGCACCUGCAACAGCUCGAGCUUAGUUUGUAGCUAACCCCCGUGCAGCCCUGUUAAAUAUUCUGGCUCAGUUAAUUUCAGGUCAUUUGAGCACCAGCUGUGAUGGACCGCUGGAGGGGCAGAGUGGCUCUGGUGACCGGAGCUUCGGUGGGGAUUGGUGCCGCCAUAGCUAAGGAGCUGGUCCGGCAGGGCAUGACGGUGGUGGGCUGUGCUAGGGACCUGGAAAAACUACAGAACCUGGCUGCUGAGUGUAAAAGUGCUGGCCACAGCGGUGUUUUUGUGCCUUUCAAGUGUGACUUGAGCAAAGAGGAGGAGAUUCUGUCCAUGUUUUCUGCCAUCAAAGCUCAGCACAAAGGUGUGGAUGUGUGCAUCAACAACGCUGGCCUGGGUCAUCCAGAACCGCUGUUACACGGGAAAACUAGCGGCUGGAAGAACAUGCUGGAUGUGAAUGUUCUUGGACUGUCUAUUUGCACACGUGAAGCCUAUCAGUCAAUGAAAGAAAGAAAUAUCGAUGAUGGGCAUAUAAUACACAUAAACAGCAUGAGUGGACACCGUGUGGUUCGACAUCCUGACGCACAUUUCUACAGUGCCACAAAGUACGCGGUGACAGCCCUGACAGAAGGUUUGAGACAGGAGCUACGCGAGGCCAAAACUCACAUCAAAGCAACGUGUAUUUCUCCAGGUGUAGUGGAGACUGAGUUUUUUCAACGUUUCUACAGUGACAAUCCUGAAAAAGCUGCUGCUACUCUAUCUAAUCUAAAGGCUUUGCAAGCUGUUGAUCUUGCAAAUGCAGUUACAUAUGUGCUGAGUGCCCCUUCACAUGUGCAGAUUGGAGACGUUCAGAUGCGAUCUACAGAGCAGGUGUCCUAGGAUUGCAUUAUGUCAGGGCAGACAUUUUCUUCAUUUGACAAAUUUUUUUACAUCUAUGAAAUUUAUAACUAAUUUUGAUAUGUGUACUGUAAUACAGAUUAAAAUCUGAUAUGAGUUUAAAUCUGCACUUGACAUCUGACUUGAUCUGUUCUCUUUCAUGUCUGAAACUUUACUGGAUGUAAGUAAGGUGAAAAGAAAAGAUGAAAUAAAAGGGUGAGCUCAA